Messenger RNA from Drosophila willistoni, 934 nucleotides. RefSeq lists its product as uncharacterized. The transcript is spliced from 2 exons. The record is from RefSeq and is a predicted model, not a curated record. NCBI's taxonomy places the organism in Eukaryota, Metazoa, Arthropoda, Insecta, Diptera, Drosophilidae. The coding region runs from base 102 to 725 and encodes 207 amino acids.
GGAACAGUUGCUCGGCAACCUUUAUAUGAAACGAAUCUGAAUCUGAAUACCCCAGUUUACCAUCCCGUUAAAAGUGUGUGCGCUUUUCCCAAAUGUGAACAAUGGAGGAUAUUUUGGCCUAUUUUUCGGGUUUUUUCAUAGUCUUCCUAUCCUGUGCCGUGUUAUGUUGUUGCCUGCGUUUCUUGCUCUGGGCCUGCUACGAAGUGUGGCAACCACCGCGGCAAAGCCGUGGGCAGCAGCAUCCUAGUCAGCGCCAACCACGUCGGGAUCGCCAAGGAACUGUUUACAGUGUCUCAGACGAUAGACCGCACAAUCGCUAUGGCGACAUAUUCUUCAUUGAGCCAGGCAGCGAGGAGGCAAAUCGCAUUCGCGAACAGCUAGAGAAGGAUGAAAAGGACUUGCCCAGCUAUGACGAAGUAAUGCGAAUGUGCAAUCUAACUACGCCUACAGCAGCAGCAGCAGUGGCCGGAACAGCGCAACUCCCUCCGACAAUCGAUGGCAAUUUGGCAAUUGGAAUUGCAGCCUUGCCAGCACCUCCAUACUCGGAAGCAGAUCCACAAGCCAGCCCAAGCCAAACAUCCGCAUUCGCAGUGCCCGCCUCCAACCCACCAAGCAUUAACGCCAUCUCUAUGGAGCCAUCGACAUCGCGUGCUGCACAGACUCCAACCAGCCCAGCAUCUGUGACUGUGACCCUACCGUCUACGGUGACCAACACGGAAGUCUGAUGUGUUAUGGGAGUGAAACUCAGCCUGCCAUCGUCCCUGUGCCACUCUGAGCCACACCGAUGUUACCAAGAUCGGCGUGUGCUUCAAAUUAAGUAAUGAAAUGUGUGAUUUUAAUAAGUAUAUAUCGAUUUAAGAACUAGAUAUUAGAGGUGUAAUAUUGUAAAUACAUAUUUAUACAGUUUAGGCUGCAAUAAAUUACUUUAAGUAAA